This is a messenger RNA of Sorex araneus (European shrew), 504 nucleotides long. RefSeq names its product L-lactate dehydrogenase B chain-like. The transcript is spliced from 2 exons. Lineage: Eukaryota; Metazoa; Chordata; Mammalia; Eulipotyphla; Soricidae. The coding region runs from base 1 to 504 and encodes 167 amino acids. The record is from RefSeq and is a predicted model, not a curated record. Gene Ontology annotation, molecular function: oxidoreductase activity, acting on the CH-OH group of donors, NAD or NADP as acceptor.
AUGGAGAGAGUCAUUACAUAUCCCAGGCAUGGGUAUGUGGACCACUUCCCACUUAUAGGAAAAUGGAUGUUAAAGUAUGAAAGUUCACAGAACUGGAAGGAUGAUGCAGGCAGCAUUUGUGUGGGAGAAUUACUCCUGGAACUGAAUCCAGACAUGGGCACAGACCACGACAGUGAAAAUUGGAAGGGAGUGCAUAAGAUGGUGGUGGAAAGUGCGUAUGAGGUCAUCAAGCUGAAAGGAUAUACCAACUGGGCCACUGGACUGAGUGUGGCUGAUCUCAUUGAAACCAUGUUCAAAAAUCUCUCCAGGAUUCACCCCAUAUCAACAAUGGUGAAGGGAAUGUAUGGUAUUGAGAACGAAGUCUUCCUGAGCAUUCCCUGUAUCCUGAAUGCUCGCGGCUUGACCAGUGUUAUCAACAAGAAGCUGAAGGAUGAUGAGGUCGCACAACGCAAGAAAAGCGCUGAUACCCUGUGGAACAUCCAGAAGGACCUCAAAGACCUGUGA